Molecule: messenger RNA, 744 nt
Organism: Arachis stenosperma
Lineage: Eukaryota; Viridiplantae; Streptophyta; Magnoliopsida; Fabales; Fabaceae
Exons: 1
Coding region: 1-744 (247 amino acids)
Source: RefSeq, a predicted model, not a curated record
AUGAAAUUUUCUGAAGAAGAGCCAGAUGAUGUAUUCCCAGUAUUUAGAGAUGGUAUUCGAUUCGGGGAUUUAAAACUUGAGGUGGGGAUGAAAUUUAUACAAAGUGGGAGUUCAGAGAGGGCUGUGAGAUGCAGGGCUGUUUGUAAAGCUGAGGAUUGCAAGUGGGUGGUAUAUGCAUCACGAGAUCACGAGGAGACAUGUUGGCAGAUAAAAACCUUCAAUGACGACCACACAUGUGCUAGAGAGGCCUCCAACCGAGCUGCAAAUAGGAACUGGUUGACUAGCAAGUUAGUGAAGAAGGUUAGGAAAUAUCCUAACUUCAGACAAUGUGAGGCAGCUGUAUACUUCAAGUCCAAGUGUGAUCUUGUGCUGAAUAGGAAUUCAAUUUCUAGAGCCUUGGCAGACCCUAGAGCUGUGGUGUAUGGGGAUGAGAAGGCCCAGUAUGCAAUGGUAAGGGACUAUGGAGAAACCCUAUUGAAGUGUAAUCCGGGGUCAACAGUUAGAAUAGGGACUAUCCCCCAACCAGAUGGAAAUGUGAUCUUUCAGAGGAUGUAUGUAUGUCUUAGUGGGUGCAAGAAUGGUUUUAAGGCCGGGUGCAGGCGACUGAUUGGUUUAGAUGGUGCGUUCCUUAAAACUCAAACUGGAGGCCAGAUUCUAUCCGCUGUGGGACAGGACGCAAAUCAUCACAUCUAUGUUAUAGCAUGGGCAAUUGUGGAUGUCGAGAACACGGAGAACUGGAGGUAG